Tigriopus californicus is the source of this 4640-nucleotide messenger RNA. It is a transcript of the gene Neurl4, whose product is annotated as neuralized-like protein 4. The transcript is spliced from 3 exons. Gene Ontology annotation, molecular function: ubiquitin protein ligase activity. Lineage: Eukaryota; Metazoa; Arthropoda; Copepoda; Harpacticoida; Harpacticidae. The record is from RefSeq and is a predicted model, not a curated record.
CGAACGAGAGUAAGCUGUACGGAAAGAGCGUUGUCUUAGUAGUAGUGGGAUAGAUGGAUCUCUCCCCGACUGUGUUGCCUAACCCCCGGGAUACCUCACCACAUGAACGUGUUACUUCAGGCGUGAUGGGAUGACCCCUGGCUGAUCAUUGUCAUCAUCAUGGCUUAUGCUUCAUCCUCAUCUCCAUUCCAUUUGCCCGUAGUGCAUCCGGCAGCGGCCUCCCUGUCGUUUCAUUAUAAAUGCGGCCAUCUAGUGACCCUUUCCCCGGAGCUCAAAUCGGCGUCCCGGACGCAUGCCGCCACGGAAUUCAAUCACGGCUUAGUUUUCAGCUCCCGACCUUUACAAGAUGACGAGAUCUUCGAGGUUCGCAUUGACAGCAAAGUCAACUCCUGGAGCGGUUCUAUUGAAGUUGGUGUCACGGUUUGCGAUCCGGAGUCUUUGGUCACACCUUUUCCCUCUAGCGCCACUGAGCUUCGUUCAGGGGCUUGGAUCAUGUCCGGCAACUCAAUCCAAAGAGACGGACGGGUUAUCCAGGAGAACUACGGUACGGAUUUGGCCCGUUUAGAGGAGGGGGAUCGGGUAGGGGUAGUCAAAACAGCGCAGGGAGAUUUGAUAUUUUUUGUCAAUGGGGUGAGCCAAAGUGUGGCAGCAUCUCAACUGCCGGCGAAAGUGUUUGCCGUGGUGGACUUGUAUGGUAAGUGUGCUCGAGUUUCGAUCAUGGAUAACUCGGUGCAAGAAGCUCGGAUUAUGUCCAACGACUUGAGCAAUGUGGCCACGGCGGCGGCGUCUUCCACCAAUCACUUGAACUUGUUGUCCAAAAAUAGCGCUCAUCACAACAUUACCAACAGUCACAUUGCGGCCAUGGCUUCGUCCCUCAAUUCAAAUGGAGGACAGACAGCUCAUGGGAGCACCUUGACCACAAGCCAUGGAAGUGGAAGUGGCACUACAAGCCAAAAGAUUCGAUUCCACGAAUGCAAAGGGUCUCUCAUUAAGGUGAGCAAUAACAGCCGCACCGCUGAGCGAAGACGCCCAUGUGAUGAGUUCAAUAACGGUGUGGUUAUGACCCAUCGCCCUCUGCGCGACAACGAGUUGUUCGAAAUCCGGAUUGAUCGAUUAGUCGACAAAUGGUCGGGCUCGAUAGAAGUCGGGAUAUCUAUCCACAAUCCAUCCUCUUUGGAGUUUCCCUCCACUAUGACCAAUCAGCGGUCAGGCACUUUGAUGAUGUCCGGUUGUGGCAUUUUGACGAAUGGACGUGGCACUAGGCGGGAGUAUGGAGAAUACAAUCUGGACGAGCUGAAAGAAGGCGAUCGCAUCGGAAUGAUGAGGAAAUCCAAUGGCAAUCUUCACUUUUAUAUCAACGGAUUAGAUCAGGGAGUUGCGGCUACCAAAGUGCCGCAACAAAUGUGGGGCGUGGUGGAUCUUUAUGGAAUGACCGUCAAGGUUACCAUAGUGGACCGAGACGAACGGGAUGAGCAAAAUCUAAUAACUCGACGUAAUGUGGCCAUGAGGGAACUCUUUCCAGAUGAGAACCGCUUACUAUUCCAUCCAAAUUGUGGUUCCCAUGCCGCUGUUAUGAAUGGGGGAAUGUCAGCUCAUCGACCCAAUGCUGGAGACGAUUUCAACUUCGGCGUGGUGCUCACAAAUCGACCUUUAAGGCCCAACGAGAUUUUUGAAGUUCGGUUGGACAAGAUGGUGAGCAAAUGGGCUGGGUCCAUUGAAAUUGGUGUGACUACACAUCCGCCUAGUGAGCUGGACUUCCCUUCCACGAUGACAAAUAUUCGUUCUGGAACCUGGAUGAUGACCGGAAAUGGGGUAAUGCACAAUGGAACCACAAUAAUUGACGACUACGGCCAAAACUUGGACAAGCUAAAAGUCGGAGAUCGCGUAGCCGUUGUUCGAAAAGAGGAUGGUACCGUGCACUUUUUUGUGAAUAGUGAAGACCAGGGUCCAGCCGCGAGUAAUGUGGCUGCCUGUGUUUAAGGAGUGAUUGAUCUCUAUGGCCAAGCUGCUCAAGCGACAAUAAUUGACAUGAACGAUCAUCGAUCUCCCGAGAGCGAGGCCACUUCAGCCACGUUUUAUAGCCAAUUAGACACCAAUGACUUGCGUUUCCAUCAUCUCCACGGACGAAAUGCCCGCAUUUCCAAUAACGGACUCACAGCCUCGCGGCCCAACGCCCUGGGCGAGUUCAAUGACGCAAUUGUUAUUUCAAACAGACCCCUUCGUGAUGGAGAAUUGUUUGAAAUUGUAAUUGAACGUAUGGUCGAGCGAUGGUCGGGCGCCAUAGAAGCUGGGAUGACUCUGAUCCGUCCAGAAGACUUGGAGUUCCCAAAUACAAUGACCGAUAUCGAUUAUGAGACUUGGAUGUUGAGCGGAUCCGCUGUCAUGCAAGAUGGUCUCACUGUGAGGAAUGGAUACAGCUGUGACCUUGACUCCUUGAACGUUGGAUCGCGUUUGGGAAUGAUGCGUCAUUUGGACGGUUCCUUGCGCUAUACCAUCAACGGUGAGGAUCAAGGAAUUGCAUGUGAAAAUAUCCCUACUGGUUGUUACGCCGUCAUUGACUUGUACGGACAGUGUGCCCAAGUAUCGUUAGUUCACGCUCCUCUGCAAGUACAAGAAAAUUCCUUAACUAGUUCUCAAGUGUUAGAAUCAUCACAUAUCAGCAUUCCCAUUGGCACUGAGGUGUCACAUCGCUUCCAUUCCUCUCACAGUAAGGGCUUGGAGUUGAGGACCAAUGGCCAAACUUGCGCCAGAGUGAACUUGGGAGAGUCUUCUCUUGUCUUGGGGCAUCAUGCCCUUCAUGAGGGCGAUUAUUUCGAAAUCAAAGUGGAAGAGGUCGACCCUAAAUUGGCUGGCUCACUUAAAAUAGGUGUCACCAGCUUUGUUCCUCAGGAGAAUAUGUCCUUGAGCGAACGCUUGAUCUCCCGAAGCACCACUAAUUUGUGGCUUGAAGGUACUCGUGUCAAAUUAAACGACCGAGUAAUCAAAACGAAUUAUUGCGCAACAUUGGAUCGUCUGGCUAAAGGAGAUAGAGUUGGACUCAGAAGGACCCAAGAUGGCGCCUUGAAGUUCUUCAUCAACGGGGAGGAUUGUGGGGUUGCUGUGGAAACUCUCCCCAAAAAGAUGUGGCCCAUUGUGAAUCUAUCUGAAGCUGUUACUUCAAUCACCGUGUCGAGCCUUGGUCAUCAAGUUCAAAGCCCUGGGCAUGAUUCUCUUGGGUCACAAUUUCGCCCGACUCUGAUUACUCUUCAAGAUUCUUUGGAGACACACGUCAUGCGUGAUUUCCCCGAUGAAAUUGUCAAAGCGUUGGAGUUCCACGAGAAUCGAGGCAGGAACAUUAACUUAAGAAACGGAAACACUUUGGCCAUACGACCUGACAGUUACAAUCAAGGUGUGACCCUGACCAACCGUCCUCUGCGGAGGGAAGAGCUGUUUGAGCUCAAGAUAGAGAGGCUCUUGACCAAAUGGACCUCCUCUCUCAUGGUUGGAGUGUUCUUCCAAUCUCCUGAUAAAUUCCACCUACCAGUGAAUGGUCUUGGGUUUAAGAAGAAUUGCAUUCUAGUUUGUGCUGACAACGUGUUUCAAAACGGGUCUAAAAUCAUGGGACCCUAUGGUCCAAAUUUGGAUCACUUAGGAAUGAGUCAAUCUGUGGGCAUUCUGGUGGACAACCUCAAUCAAUUACAUCUCUAUGUCAAUGGCAUAGAUCAAGGAGUUGCCGCCCGUGAUCUACCUCCAAUAUGCUAUGGAUUGGUGGAUCUCUACGGUCAAUGUGCUGAGGUUUCAAUUGUGAACAGGAACAUUGCCGAGCAAGAGGAACCAGAUUUAGGGGUCAUUGGUUUGCACGAAGACGAAACAUCCAAUAUGAAAACGACCAAGAAACAACCCCUUUGCCACUUAUCGCUCUCAGAGAGCUUCAGUUUGGUCAAGAACUGUGACUAUCUCAAUCUGUGUCAGCGCUUCAAGAACUCACUUGGACUACCAAAUAGCUACUUUACAGCAGAUUAUCCGAUUUGUUUCUGUCCCAAUUGCUUCAAGAUUCGUGGCGAGCCUCCCUAUAUGAAGAAAGGAGACCCGUUGAAAGACUAUGCCACGCCCACGGGGUGGAGUAAAUUUGUGCUGAAGACUAAACAUGAACCAGCCAUGGUAGAGAAGAUGCACACUGCCUUCAUUGGAACCAAGUCGGCCCUGGUCAGAAGGGUGUUGGAUCUCGGGGAAAUCACCCCACCAGGUGAGCUUGGAUUGGAACAAAACUCGGAGAAGAAGAAGCUCAAGGAAGAUGACAGUGACACGACUCAAUUGGUACUCACGCCCACUUUGAAGUACAUCAUUGCUUACCCGGGCUGGAGCCAAAUCAAUCGCUUUAAAGACAAAAUCACCCAAUCCGUCUACAUUGCACGAAUCGCUUUCCAAGUCGAGAUUCAGCCCGGGUCCUACAAAAUUGGACCGCCCACUGCGUUCGACUUAAAAACAGCACCUGAUCCGCAUUUUAAGUUGGAUGAAACCGAGUGGCUCACCAAAGAACGUGGCAACACUGCAGUUUCUGCCCUUUUAGUGAAACUGGACAAGGCUUAGAACAGACUUGUCUCUUAACAAUCCUGCAUUACGAUAAAAGAUUCAUUCAGUCAAUAAAACAUGAAAAGCCA